AUGAAUAUAAUUUUAAUAUCAUGGUGUACAAUAGUGACUAUAGUACUACUAUGUAAACUUGAUAGAGUCAGUUGUACUGAUCCCAAUCAAAGUUUAAAGAAUACAUCAGAUCCUAAUAAUAGUCAACCAGUUAGUUCUCAAAAUAAUGAGCCUCCUCCCAAACCACCCGAUUCAGCCAACCUGAGUCAAUCUAGUAAUGUAACUUUAAUUACUGUGAACAUCGAUUUGACGGAAAGCACUGAUCAGGUUGUAUAUGAACACGAUACAGUUAAUAAAGCUCAACGUUGGACUUGUAAGGAAGGAUUUUUAAUUGAAAAGGUUACAAAAGAAGCUAACGUCGUAUGGCAAGAUGAUGUGAGACCCGGUGAUAGAGUCGUUAUACGAGAAACAGAAGAUGGUCUCAAGGCAAAGGUAUAUCGUCCAGGUGAUAUUGAGGGGUCAAGUUCUAAAGCCCACGCUCAACAACCUGGAUCUAGCACACCUGCACCUGAAACCGCUGCACAACCAGUAUCAACUACACCAACUCCUCCCGUAGCUACACCUGCACCUAAACCAACUGAAGCUACACCUGUCGCUCAGGCUUCAGCUGCUACACCCAAACCUGCUGCUCCAGCUCAACCUGUAGCACAACCUGUAUCAUCUACACCAGUUACCAAACCUGUAGCUCAGCCAGUCGAAUCUACGCCUGGGUCACAAGUUUCUGCCACAGUUCCAACUAAGACUGAGGUUUCAGCAUCCCAAUCUGUUUCAACCAAACAAGCUGGGCAUAGUUCUCCAACUCUUAUUACCGUUGCCUUUGAGUUGAGAGAAAGCACUAAUCAGAUCAAUUACGAAUUUGACGCUGACAAUAAAGCCCACCGUUUGAAGUGUAAGGAUGGUUUUUUAAUUGAAAAGGUUACAAAAGAAGCUAACGUCGUAUGGCAAGAUGAUGUGAGACCCGGUGAUAGAGUCGUUAUACGAGAAACAGAAGAUGGUCUCAAGGCAAAGGUAUAUCGUCCAGGUGAUAUUGAGGGGUCAAGUUCUAAAGCCCACGCUCAACAACCUGGAUCUAGCACACCUGCACCUGAAACCGCUGCACAACCAGUAUCAACUACACCAACUCCUCCCGUAGCUACACCUGCACCUAAACCAACUGAAGCUACACCUGUCGCUCAGGCUUCAGCUGCUACACCUAAACCAGCCCCUGAACCUGCCCAAGCUGUAUCUACACAAGUUGCUACACCUAAACAGCCUGAUCAAGUGGCGCUACCAAAACCAGUUGCACAACCUACAGCACAAGCUGGACCGGUGGUACCUUCUCCACAACCAGUUUCUACCACACCUGCAUCGUCUACACCUGCUACUAAACCAGCCGAAGCGACACCAGUAUCUCAAGCCAAGCCUGUUGUAUCGACUCCUGCAGCAAAACCAGUACCUGGCACUCCUGAGGCUGGACAAGAAUCAUCACAAACUGCAGGUAGUCCACAUUUAAUUACUGUGAACAUCGAUUUGACGGAAAGCACUGAUCAGGUUGUAUAUGAACACGAUACAGUUAAUAAAGCUCAACGUUGGACUUGUAAGGAAGGAUUUUUAAUUGAAAAGGUAACAAAAGCUGGUAACGUUGUAUGGCAACCUAAGGAUGGGAGACAUGGUGAUAGAGUUGUUAUAAGAGACACAGAUAAAGGCCCUAAGGCAAAGGUAUAUCGUCCAGGUGAAACGGAGGCUCAAGAUCAACAACCUGGAUCUAGCACACCUGCACCUGAAACCGCUGCACAACCAGUAUCAACUACACCAACUCCUCCCGUAGCUACACCUGCACCUAAACCAACUGAAGCUACACCUGUCGCUCAGGCUUCAGCUGCUACACCCAAACCUGCUGCUCCAGCUCAACCUGUAGCACAACCUGUAUCAUCUACACCAGUUACCAAACCUGUAGCUCAGCCAGUCGAAUCUACGCCUGGGUCACAAGUUUCUGCCACAGUUCCAACUAAGACUGAGGUUUCAGCAUCCCAAUCUGUUUCAACCAAACAAGCUGGGCAUAGUUCUCCAACUCUUAUUACCGUUGCCUUUGAGUUGAGAGAAAGCACUAAUCAGAUCAAUUACGAAUUUGACGCUGACAAUAAAGCCCACCGUUUGAAGUGUAAGGAUGGUUUUUUAAUUGAAAAGGUUACAAAAGAAGCUAACGUCGUAUGGCAAGAUGAUGUGAGACCCGGUGAUAGAGUUGUUAUACGAGAAACAGAAGAUGGUCUCAAGGCAAAGGUAUAUCGUCCAGGUGAUAUUGAGGGGUCAAGUUCUAAAGCCCACGCUCGACAGGUAUCAACACAGACUGCUACACCUAAAGAACCCGAUCAACCCGUAUCAUCUACACCAACUCCUCCCGUAGCUACACCUGCACCUAAACCAACUGAAGCUACACCUGUCGCUCAGGCUUCAGCUGCUACACCUAAACCAGCCCCUGAACCUGCCCAAGCUGUAUCUACACAAGUUGCUACACCUAAACAGCCUGAUCAAGUGGCGCUACCAAAACCAGUUGCACAACCUACAGCACAAGCUGGACCGGUGGUACCUUCUCCACAACCAGUUUCUACCACACCUGCAUCGUCUACACCUGCUACUAAACCAGCCGAAGCGACACCAGUAUCUCAAGCCAAGCCUGUUGUAUCGACUCCUGCAGCAAAACCAGUACCUGGCACACCUGAGGCUGGACAAGAAGCAUCACAAACAAUCCCAGAUACUUCUGACCAAACAAAAGAUAAGGAACCUGAACAGUCUAGCGUAACACCUGAAGCCAAAGAACCCUCCAAAUCUGUGCCUGCUACUCCCAAACCAGCUGUUUCAACUCAAUCAGUAUUUACACCAUCGAUUUCAAUGGCUGAACUUUUUUCACCUGACCCUGAAGAUUUUGUAGAACAGCCGGCAUCCCCAAGCCCUAAACCUGAAUCUAGUACACCUGAAGCAAAACAAUUAUCUCAACAGCCCUCUGAAACACCUAAAGCUAAAGAACCAGAUACGUCUGGUACAACUCCCAAGUCAGAAGCUGACGUUUCAGUUCCUUCACCUUCAGGUGUUUCAUCAAAAUCUGAAGCAGUGGAUCAAAAACCAGAUCCGAAGAGUGCAUCUGAGCCAGCACCGGAACAGUCUUUGUCACAACAACCUGCGUCACAGGUUACUAAAGAAUUAGCCAAGCCGCAUGAAGAAACUAAGCCAGUAGCUCAACCUGCACAACCAUCAGAGGAAUCUAAGUCAGUUGCUCUGCCGAAAGAGGAACCUAAGUCACUUACUCAGCCGACAGCCGAAACUAAAUCAGUUUCUGAACCAGUAUCAACUACUCCUACGGCUAAACCUGCGGAUAAACCGGCUGUCGUAACACCCAAACCAGCUGAAUCAUCCCCAACACCACUUUCAUCUCCAUCUGAAACUAAGGAAACGAAAGAGUCUUCCGAAAAACCUGAAGCUAAAGAAACGAAACAGUCCGCUGAAACAAAGAAACCUGACAAACCUCCAACAACUGAAACCGUUAAAAAAGAAUCUGAUUCCGAUGCACAGGCAUCAACUGAAACAUCCCAGUCUGGUGUGUCUCAGGGAUUUUUAUCAACAGGAUCUCAACCUGCACCUAGCUCCCCUGAUGUUAAAUCAGUAAUCGUAUCACCUAAACCAGCUGAAUAUGUAACUAAACCAGUAUCAUCUACACAUGAUACUAAGGAAUCUGUUUCAACUACUCCUAUGUCACAAUCAGCCGUUUUAACACCUAAGACGGAUGCAAUACCUAUAUCCACCACUCCUGCAAAACCGACUGAGGAGUCUAAUUCGGAGACACAAUCAUCAGAAGAUCUUAAACCAGCGAUUAAACCAGUUGCUCAGGCUUCCGUUAUAACUCCUAAACCUGUGACUCCUGCGUCUGUUAUAACUCCUAAACCUGUGACUCCUGCGUCUGUUAUAACUCCUAAACCUGAGACUCCUGCGUCUGUUAUAACACCUAAACCAGCAGCGCAACCUGUAUCGACGUCACCAAUCACACCUGCGCCAAAAUCUGAAACUGAAUCUGUAUCCGCAACUGAUAAACCUACUGAAGAAACAGAAAAAUCGGGACUAACUCAGGGUUUUCUAUCAUCUUCAGCAUCGCAACCUGAGCCUACCACUGGUGAUAAGUCCGAAGAACAUCAACCGUCUGGUUUGUCCCAGGGAUUUCUAUCGACAUCAGGUUCUGAAGAGUCUGAAGAGCCCCAAGAGUCAGGUCUGUCCGAGGGAUUUUUAGGGUCACCAGGAGGUCAGGAAUCGGAACCACCUCAGCCUGAGGUUAAGAAAUUGCCCAUACAGUUGCCAGAUUUUGAAUUGCCUACUAAAGAAGAAUUUGAUAUUUGUAAGUACUUCCGAAGCCGAUUUACAAAAAAUCCUAUAAUUCUUAAUAUUGGUAUGAAGUUCAGCACUUUGUUGUUCGAUUAUACAUAUAAAGACGACAUUCAUACCUUUACUGCAAAAGAGGUUUUUGUAUUUGGAUGGGUCGAAGAAAACGCAACUUUGAUUUGGGACAGUGGAGAGAAAAAGGACUACUCAGAGAAGGUUGAAGUUAACGACGACGAUGUCCUUACGGUAUAUUUGAAAGAUGGGAAAACAAGGGUAUUUGAAAAGGAUGGUAGUGAAUGGAAAGAAUGGAUUCAAGACUAUGAAUACGAAGAGUACCACUUUACAGCCAUUCAAUGUUUCGGACGUAGAGUAUGGGAAUACGACGAGGGAAACGAGUUUAAUACAGUGCACAUGAGCAGACUCGGAGGAAAGCUGAUUUUGACUGAGCUUAACGAAGAUAAGCCUGACUUCACAAAGCCCUCAGUUGAUGUAUUCACCCUUGGUAGUGAACAUCCUAAUGAUUCGAAGAGGUACUAUUUUGUAAAAUUCAGCGAAGACGAGGGCCUUUUCCUUUUCAGGAAGCGGACUAAGUGUACGAAGGUUGCCAUGAACGGAGAGACGAUUUGGAACCACUACGUCAGUGUGUACGGCGCCACAUAUCCAAGUGCCGUGAGCUAUUACAGUUCUAGGGAGGUGAACAUUCACUUUUUUAACCACAUUCUGUUGUUGAACAAAAAAAAUAAGGUGUGGAAGCUUUCUAUAGACGUCGAUGGUAACGUGCUUACGUCAUCCCAUAGACGCAAGUUUAAGAAACCUGUGGAAGAAGUGCCCCCUGAACCCGAACCAGAACCUGUGCCAGAGCCUGAACCAACCCCUAAACCUGUUGAACUCGACAUAACGAGUAAAAACCCUACUUCCGAGAUUACUUAUGGCACUUACGAUAGUUUUGGCUUUAACCUGCUCAAAGAACAUGAAACAAUCAUUUGGAAAACUGAUGUUCACAAGGAAUAUGCAACCCAUGUCGAGCACAAUUCGACCAAGGGUAUUGUUACUAUCAAGUUGGGGAACAAUGUUAAAAAGGUCUUCAAAAGGUCGUCCGACGGUGUGUGGGAUUUAGAGUUAUCACGUCCUAUUCCUGCAAAAACCGACAAGGCCACUCUUAGUAGUAUUGCUUUCAAGAAGUCUUCCGGUAAAAGAGCUGUCGAACUUGACAUUGACUCUGAUGAUUCCACCCAAGAAUUUGUUCACAAAGUACAUGGUAACCCGACUAUUUUCACAUCCAAAUGCCAUACCACGUUUAAACAAGUGAACCAUAAUUGCAUAACGAUCUGGAAAGCAUCUGGUGAUGAAUGUGCCAAUAAAGUCGAAUUUACAAAAAGAUCUUCUGGUAAACUCGAUGUAACAGUCAUCUUGUGUGACGGGAACAAGAGAUUAUUUGUCAAGGAUGUUACUAAGGGGUGGAUGGAGAUAGAUCUAACAGCAAUUAACCUAUAUCCCAUGAACGUCAUGUACGAACACGACACUUACUUCUACUCCAACAUGUUGCAAGGGUCCACUAGAACGUUUGAAGCCAGAGAUGGGUUCGGCUUCAACCACGUUAGAUGCAAGUCUGGUAAUAACUGGUUUGACAUUUGGAAAUCAGUUAACGAGAAACAAUACGCCACGAAGGUGGUCAACGAAAACCAAAGCAAGGUGACUGUCCACUUUAACAUUGGCAGGGAUAAGGUCUUUAACAGAGCAUCUGAUGGUAAAUGGACAGAAGAGGGUGCUGUUGCUUCUCCUGCGGCAUUCACAGUUGAAAUUGAAGAUGAUUCUCCUGUUGAUACGCCUGUUGAUGCGCCUGUUGAUACGCCUGUUGAUGCGCCUGUUGAUACGCAUGUUGAUGCGCCUGUAGAUACGACUGUUGAUGCGCCUGUAGAUACGACUGUUGAUACGUCUUCAUCAUCUCAGCCAUGCGAAAUCUCUGUUUCACUACCACAGGAGUCUAUUCUUAAACGGGCUGUAGCUGCCAAACCAGCUCCCGUCUCCGUGAGUCGACGUGGUAGUACUGCCAGUCUUUCUGAGUUCAGUGACACUGAGAGCAUUGCAUCUUUGCCUGGAGAUGAUGACGAGACGUUCCUCAAUUUACAAAGAACCGAUAUUACAAUUGUAACUAAAGAUGCAGCCAAUGUGGAAUCGACCAACGACUCUACCAAGUUUGAGGUUGAAGAAGAUGAUGAAGAGCUCGUUUAUUCCUUCAAGGAUCCAAACAAGUGUGUAGAAGUUAAGUUUAAGGAUAAACUCGUUUGGAAAUUCGAUAGCUCUAAGAACGUUCAUCCGAAAGAAGUUUGUUUUGUCCUAUUUACUUCAUUUGUCAUACUCGAGUUUGAUGACGGAUGCAACAUCAAGGGAUUGAAAAAUGGCGAAUUCAAGUCUGUAACCAGAAGCGUGUUGAAAAAUAUAGUCAAAAAGGGUGUUGAAGAAGACUCCAAAUCUAAAGAAACUGCCGAAUCUCAACGGUCUUCUUCAGCUUUAUCUACACCUUUACGUGCCAGAGCAGGUUCUAUUGUGCAAAUUGCCCAGCCAGCUGGACGUGCGCCACUUAGAACAGCUAUCAAGUCAGUUAGGAGCAGUACUCCCAUUUUCAAAGCUAGUGCUUUAUCUACACCUGCUUUUACCGAUGUUAAUCUAUCAGCUUCAGAGGCCGAUGACACUAGUGGUACCAGUUCUUCUUACUUAUCUCUUUCAAAGACAGGAGUUGAUCUCGACAUUUUGUUAGUUAUUUCUACUUCUGAAUUCGAACAUAAAAAAGUCGAUAAUUAUGUCACAUAUUCGGCCAAGGCAAACCAUGCUUUCAAAACUGUCAAGGAUGGUACUACUGAAGUGUGGAAAGCAACCGAUGCCAAUAAUUAUUCGACCAAAGUUGAAGUAGAUAUGCCUAGCAACUAUAAAGCUGUCACUGUUUUUCUGGAUGGUGAUAUUACUAAGGUGUUUUUGAAAGACUCUCAAACCGGUAAAUGGACUGCAAUUGACACAUACAAAGUCAAUCCUAUUACUCUUAACGUCAACAGUAACCAGACCACUUACUUUUGCGAUAACAUAUUGGAUAACAAUGUCAGAACAUUUACUGCCAAAAAAGGAUUUCGUUUUAAUGAAGUCAACGCUGGUUCCGGCAUCAUUAAGGUUGAGAUUUGGAAAACUGAUAAGGAGAACGAGUAUGCAAAUAAGGUUGUCAAUGAAAGCAGUAACAAGUUGACCAUCCACAUAGGAGAGGGUGCCAAUGCUUCAACUAAGGUGUUUAACAAGGGAUCUGACGGCAAAUGGGUACAUGUGGAAAUGACCCUUCCCAAAUCAACCCCCGAUUCUCAGCCAUCUACGGAAUCUAGACCAUCCUCUCUAUCAUCUGCUCUUGGUGCCAAGCCAUCACCACUAGCAAUUGGCGCUAAAGCCCAACCGUCUGCACUGUCUUCUACGAUUAGACCCAAACCAGCAUCUCAACCAUCUGAAGCAAUGAGUAAACCUGAAAGUAAACCAGAAGAUAAAAGUGAUUCAUCUUCAGAAGCAGCAGAUGCCACGACUGAACCAUCUUCAGAAGCAGCAGCACUUAAGACUGAACCAUCUUCUGUGGCACCAGAAGUUAAGAGUGCGACAGCUAGUCAACCAGAAGCUAAGAGUGAUCCAUCUACUGAGUCACCAGCAGAUAAGACUGUGUCAUCUUCUGAAGCAUCAGAAGACAAGUCGGAAUCAUCUUCAGAAGCAGCAGCAGUUAAGAGUGCGACAGCUAGUCAACCUGAACCAAAGAGUGAGACACCUAGUCAACCAGAAGAGAAGUCUGAAUCAUCUACAGAGGCACCUGAAGUGAAGACUGUACCAGAAAGCCAACCGGAAGAUAAGAGUGAGUCUGUUGUAACAUCACCGUUAUCGAAGGCUCAACCUAAACCAACCGAGUCAUCGACAACUAGAACUCCUUUACUGACACCUAAGCCUGCUUCGACUGCUAUUGGUUCCACUAGUGCCAGAGCAUCAUCUACUACUCCUGAGUCAACCACUUCACUUGCAACCCCUGGCUCAACCGAUACUAGAAGUGGUCUGGCUUCUGAGGGUUCUAAACAAGGAGAGACUGAUUCUGCUCCUUCAACAGCUUCUGGUACUGAUUCUCGACCAACCUCAGGUACUGGAACAUCUGGCUCCACUCUUACUGGUACUAGCACAUAUUCCAGACUCUUUGAGACUUCAGCUAGCUCUCCACUUAACACUGGUACAAUCAACUUAACUGCUGCCCGAAGGCCUUCAGUGGCCUCAGUUACUUCAGUUACAAGUAAAGCUGUAGCCGUUAAGAUACAGGAUAAGACUGAAAAUGCCAAACCUGACGAUGAAGAGGAUGAAGACGAUUUAGUGACAUCUGACCCGAGUGAAUCACGUGUUUUAAUUCAUUCUCCUUCAAACGAUCAAGAUUCGCAGAAAUCUGAUAAGGAUGGUGAAGUUUCUAAAGAAGAUGUAACCGUGUCUACAACACCACAACCCAAGGCUGUUUCAUCUUUAGGCUCCUCGGCCCUCAGAGGUUCCACAACUGCAAUCAGUGCGACUCCUGCAAAUAUUGCUUCUGCUAAACCAGUCAGUUCUGCCGGGUCAACUUCACAGACGUCAGAUUCGCCUUCGUCACCCAUCGCCGCCCCCAGCACUUCUACUCCCUUGCUUAAACUUAGCCAAUCACCUUCCAAUUCUUCACUUACCUCGGUCUCCUCAGCUUCAACUGCUUCGCCUGCUUCGGGAGUAGCUAGGCGAGCCUCCGUUACACCUGCUUCACCCGCUUCAGCUGUAGCUAGGCGAGCCUCCACUACUCCUGCUCCGAUUGCAACUCCUGCAAGUAGUACUUCUUCAGAACCGUCUCAGGCAACUCCUGUCGCAACUGCAAGACGCCCUUCAGUUACUCCAAUACCUGCUUCAGGUACCCCUGUGCCUCGAGCAAGACCUGCAGGUUCAAGUGGUGGACCCUCACCUUCUGGGAUCGUCAUUCCACUGGAAGAUUGA
This is a messenger RNA of Theileria orientalis strain Shintoku, 9333 nucleotides long. RefSeq lists its product as uncharacterized. Lineage: Eukaryota; Apicomplexa; Aconoidasida; Piroplasmida; Theileriidae. The transcript is spliced from 5 exons. Bases 1 to 9333 code for a protein of 3110 amino acids. The record is from RefSeq and is a predicted model, not a curated record.